AACAUGAGAGAAACCCACCUCGAUUUCCUCUCCAACAAUGGCGUUUCAUUGCUUCUUCUUCUUCUUCUUCGUCUUCGUCUUCGUGUUGUCUCCUCCGUUUGUUUAUUGCUCAGUCACCAACUCUCUACCUGGUUUCCAUGGCACUCUUCCCUUCGAACUCGAAACCGGGUAUGUGGGUGUCGGUGAAUCGGAGGAAGUACAGCUCUUUUACUACUUCAUCAAGUCAGAAAGGAAACCAAGCGAAGAUCCUGUCUUGGUUUGGUUAACCGGUGGGCCCGGUUGCAGUUCGUUUUCCGGUUUAGCUCUCGAAAUCGGUCCUUUGAAGUUCGAGUUAACGGAGUACAAUGGAACGACGCCGACGUUGUUGCCAACUCCGGAUUCUUGGACCAAGUCUGCGAGCAUAAUAUUCGUGGACCAACCUGCGGGCGCUGGAUUUUCGUACUCGACAACUCCACGAGGUUAUCAAGCAAGUGACACGCGAUCGGCUCUCCUUGUUGAUCAAUUUGUUAGAAAGUGGAUGCUGCUCCAUCCGGAGUUCAUAUCGAAUCCGUUGUACAUCGCUGGAGACUCCUACUCGGGAAUGAUCGUUCCUCCGACUACUCUUCGUAUCUCCGACGGGAACGAUAGAGGCGUCCAACCUCGUGUGAACCUCAAGGGUUACGUUUUGGGCAAUCCCCUUACCAACGAGGAGACGAAUCACAACGCCGGGAUUCCAUACGCUCACGGAAUGGGACUUAUUUCCGAUGAAAUCUACGAGUCAUUGGUGAGUAGCUGCAAGGGAAAUUACCACAUCGUGGACCCAAGCAACAGAGAAUGCGCGAGGGCUCUUGAACGGUACAAUGAGUGCAUUACAGGUAUAAAUCUGUCAAUGAUCACGGACGAUGCAUGUGAUGCUGACCUUCCUAAUCCUCGGCCCAAGUGCAAGACGUAUUAUUACACUCUGUCAAGUUACUGGUCCAACGAUGAAUCUGUCCGCAGAUCACUCGGCAUACGAGAGGGGACAAUUGGGGAAUGGGUGAGAUGCAAUGGUGACAAUAUUCCAUAUAACAACGACGUUAUAAGCAGCUUUCCGUAUCAUGUCAAUCUAAGCAUGAAAGGUUAUCGUUCUUUGAUUUACAGUGGUGACCAUGACAUGAUCGUACCGCAUGUUGCAACACAAGAAUGGGUUAGAGCGUUGAAUUACUCCAUCAUUGAUCAUUGGAGGCCAUGGAUGGACCGCCACCAAGUUCAAGGGUACACGAGGACGUACGCUAACCAAAUGACAUUUGCAACUAUCAAAGGCGGAGGACACACGGCUGAAUUUAAGCGUGGACCGUACGGUGUCAUGUUUAAUCGGUGGAUUAACGGCGAACCUUUGUGAAAGUGUAAUGCGUGACAUUAUAUAUUAUAUACAUAUAUAUGGGGGAAUUUGUUACUCUUAUUUCGUUCGGUUGAUUCAAAACUAAAUUUAUUAAA
This is a messenger RNA of Tarenaya hassleriana, 1455 nucleotides long. Its product is annotated as serine carboxypeptidase-like 1. Gene Ontology annotation, molecular function: serine-type carboxypeptidase activity; acyltransferase activity, transferring groups other than amino-acyl groups. Gene Ontology annotation, biological process: secondary metabolic process; proteolysis. NCBI's taxonomy places the organism in Eukaryota, Viridiplantae, Streptophyta, Magnoliopsida, Brassicales, Cleomaceae. The record is from RefSeq and is a predicted model, not a curated record. The coding region runs from base 38 to 1360 and encodes 440 amino acids. The transcript is spliced from 14 exons.